CGAGGUGUGAGUGAGAAGGAGUUUGUUUUGAAAAAAUCUGUUCUCUGCUCCCGACGGUUUUCCUGCGGCCUUUUUCCGGUUUUCCUACCAUCCGCCGAAAUGUAAACCGCGAGAAAUGUAUUUGAACAAGCUUCGCACCCCGCUCAACCCCUGCUGCCCACCAUCGGCCAGACGGCCCCCCUUUCACCCCGCUCAUACCUAUUGCGCACGCUUCCGUUCGGUCCGAGGUUCUCUUGCUUGCCAGCACCACAAUCGGAAGAGCGUUCACUGUUGGAGCGUCAAUUGCGUAGCUAUCCCCCCUUUUUCGCGAAUUGCUGGUCUUUUCGGUCGGUUCUCGAUACGUGCAAAAUAGCUAAAGAACGGGUUCUAAUUGGCGUCCGCGAUACGCUUUCAGUUCAACAACACGGACACCUUUUGAUCCGUGGAAUGUGUGAAAACGUGUCGGUUGAUAUUUUAAAGAAAAUUGUGAAUCCGCCCGUUCACUGAUUGCCACACGGCAAGUAAAUUAAAACCGGAUGCAGUGAGGCACAUUCUUUUCUGCACACAGACGAUGCACCGAGGUAUUAGUAAUGAAAAAUGGUGUGUGAAAUGAGGAAAAGGCUUCGUAGAUUGAACAUCUCUGCGUGAGCGAGAUUCAGUGAAAUUAUUGCCGGAGGUGGACAACAAGUAGUGUUGUCGACGGCAGGUAGUGGAUAGCGUCCCCUCCGUGGGCUAGUUGUGUGUUCGUUUCUACGGAAUCAUCGAGCAGGUGGAAAGUGUGACCGCAUCUUCCGGGACGCAAGCAAUUCGUCAAGCUGGAUAACUCUAUUGUCAACCGGUAUUUGAGCGCAGCGGACGACGAGUUCGUAUACUUUGUGGAUCUGGACAUCCGGCGGUUCAUCGAGCGGGCCAAUCCGAAGGCCGUCCUCAUAUUCCCACCGUUUAAUAACUAUCGACGGUUCCUGAUCCAUAAAGUGUGCGCCAGCCAAGCGUUCAGCGAGCAUGAUGUCGUGACUUUUUCGAUCGGGCUCGGUAGCGAACGGCGAACCGUUGUCUGCUUUCGGCAUCAGCUGCUGCGCGACGUUAAGUCUAACAACGGUAAGAGUUUCGAAGAAUCGGGCGCAGCCACCGUUCCCGAAUGCGGACCCACUGGAACACAGCCGAAAUUUACUAGCUGGCGCAGUUCAACGACACCACCGACCGGUACGACUACCAGCGUUAGCAGCAGUCACGCAUCGUCAGCAACCUGCUGCAGCACAAGCACCGGAAGUCACAGUAGCGUGAUCGCCACCGGACGGAGGCGUGAAAAACGUGACCCAGCACCACCGACGUCCACCGGUACCAGCGACAGAAUGGGAACAGACAGUGCAAUAGUAUUGGCGUCUCCCGGCGAUACUAUUCAGGAUAGCGGACGACAACAACGGCUGCAAAAGCACUGUAACGUCGAUCAACAGCAUCAGUUCCUGAUUGGAGCACAACUCGAUCCGUUCAAUGGUGACCGGUUAAAAGUCACUGUGGACCUAGAUGCCACCAGCGCAGCGCUUAAACCGGAGAUAUUCGAGGGUAGUACCGCUGCCCCUGGUAACUGCCAUCAACCGAGCGGUGUACGACUCCCACCGGUGGUGAGCAUUUACCGUCCACCGGCAGCACGGCGUGCUCUCAAACUUGCCGAAGGUGUGCUGCAUCAGCUGGCUACACCAGCUGCCUGUGAACAUCCGAGCGAUUAUGGUCAUUUAGCGUCGUCUGCGUCAACACGCCAGCAGCAGUGCGGUGCCAGAAAUAGUGGCAAUUGCGGCAUACCGGCUGAUAAGGCGUUGCACGAGCCACAGGACGGUGUCGCCGCGAGCUUGCCAGAUUCCAGAGAAGGCCGCGUUCGGUUUCAUGCAGGUGAACCGGUCCGCUGUGAAACCAGUUCCGGAGCGGAGAAAAAUCGAACGAAAGAGGAAACAGUGCCCGACGAAGCAUCUACUUCUAGAGCAGCUGAAACACAUGCCAAUGGUGGUAGCAGUGUAGGAAGCAGCACUUCCGGCACUGAUAGUCCCGCUGCUGUUGUAGCAACUAGCAGAUCCAAUCGUCCACAACGCGAACGGCGGCCUGAUCGCGCUGUUUACAUUCCACGAGCACGACGCAGCCUUACUACUCCUCCAGAAACACAAUCAUUGUCGUCUUCCUCUGAUGGUUGCAACACUAGCGCGAGUAACAACAAAAUUUCACCAACAAUCAAAGCUGCUCCUGCUCCGACGAGUAAUGGAUCUCCUUUGAAAGGAUUACCAACAGCGUGCACUGAACGGUCGAGGGCUCCCGAUAUUUCGGCUAGUCAGAAUAACGACGAAAACGUGAUAUCCUCGAAUCGGGAAGAUGCUAGUAUCAUUGGUAUAGCUGCUGAAGAUCGCGACAAAGCUUUCAGCUUAAACAACAACAACAACAACAACUGCAACAAGUUGCCAAUCUGUGAUACUGUAAAGAGAGAGAUCUCGGUGUUUAAGGAGCAAACGCCAAGCAACGAAUUGUCGUUGGGUACAUUGUUGGAUAAGUUUAAGCACAGAAGUUACAGUUUAGAGGAGUACAGUGCGGUCCAUACUCUAUCAGCUGCUGUUGGAGAUAGUACACGCGAUCAGUGCUGCGAUCGUUUACGUUCGGUUGGUACAACGGAUCAAGGUGAAUUUGCGAGAACAGCCACCUUUGACAAACCCGACUCGGAAACGGUAGACGAAUAUAGCCUUCGUUUAGAUCUAAGCGAUACGAUGCAUCGUAAUAACAACCGCAACCGUAACGCAAAGAACACGAUGGAACCACCCAGUUCCACGAUGAUCAUAGGGGGGCAUGCUGAAAACGAAAAGAUCGAUCGCGAUGAAAAGGAACUACGAAGGGCAUCGCAGGAGAUAAAUCGAAGCAAUCGGAGAAUAAUGAAACAAACGUUCAACUCCGAUGUGCUUCAGAUUGAGGAGCCAGAACCGCCGGUACUGGCGUCGCGUGCGAAGAAGAUAGAACUUCCAAAAAGUGCCCCAGCGCCCGUCACCGUUGCACUGAAGGUGGCUGACAAUGGUUUCCAGAAUGGCUCCAGUGGUAAUGUUGGAACCGGUGGCGAAGAAGAGGAAGAAGACGAUUGGGAAUCGAUGUACGACGAUAAUGGUGAUUGUUUAAAUCCUAAAAUGAUCGACGAACUCACGACGGCCGUCGGAAAAGUUGCUAUUGAAGUACCACAAUCGGAUUAUAAGGCUUACGAAACAAAGCAGGCAGUGCUUAACGACGAAGAAUUCCCGCACGUGCUGGAGGUGUCCCGUUUUCCGGCCGAAUUUAAGACACAGGAUCUAAUGAUGCUGUUCUCGCAGUACAAGGAGACUGGUUUUGAUAUCAAAUGGGUCGAUGAUACUCAUGCCCUGGCUGUGUUCAGUAGUUCAAAAAUAGCUGCUGAAGUGCUUGCUGCUGGUCAUGCAUUCGUGCAGGUGAAACCGUUAGCGGAGGCGACUAGCGAAUCACGCUCAAAAGCGCGAAAAUGUGCCAGCUCAUUGCAACCGUACCGUGCACGACCGGUAACAUGUGCAGCACUUGCUCGCCGUAUGGUGACCACCGCCCUCGGCGUUAGAUUGAAGACGGCUCCCGAAGAACGGGAAAACGAACGACGUGUCCUUCGUGAAGCCAAAGAGCGAAAGCUCCUUGCUGCCAAGCAACGCGAUGAAGUGUGGGACAGCUAAUAAAGCCCCUCCGUUAGAUUGUUGCUGUGCAGAAGCAUGCCGUGGUUGUGGGGUGGUCUACACGUUUAGAGUAGGAGCAUGUAUGCGAUAGGUUGCCAUAUCUGACUGCGCACCACAUCAUACCUGCAUUAGUCAUAACGGUUAAGUGCAAGAGAAGCAGUCGCAUUUUUCACUUCCCUUAACACGGAAUGAACAGUACAAUUAAUGGAAGGACCUAAGCGACGAGUUUUGGAUCGGUAGUUUUGGUUUUUGCUCCGCAAUGAUUGUGUUUUGAAAACGUUUAGGCAAAAGCAAAAAAUUGUAUAGAAAACAAGAGUGUAUAGCAGCGUCGCGACAAGCGGAUAUGUUUUAGGGUAAUUAGUAAAGUAAUAGCAAUCGGUAGCGAGAGUAUAUACAUUAUAAAUAUAUAUAUCUAUAUACACUGAUAUAUUAAUGUUACAUAUACACGGCGUACGGAACGGUGCAAGUCUCGCGUGUGUAGCGAAUUUGCAUGUCAGUAUGUUUCCUACUUUUAUUUACAAAAUACAGCAAACUCAAAAAGCUGUAGAACUUGUUUCUAAUAAAGAAAUUGUGUGCAAAA
Molecule: messenger RNA, 4254 nt
Organism: Anopheles darlingi
Lineage: Eukaryota; Metazoa; Arthropoda; Insecta; Diptera; Culicidae
Exons: 8
Coding region: 1332-3674 (780 amino acids)
Molecular function (GO): nucleic acid binding
Source: RefSeq, a predicted model, not a curated record